This is a messenger RNA of Protopterus annectens (West African lungfish), 3926 nucleotides long. RefSeq lists its product as uncharacterized. NCBI's taxonomy places the organism in Eukaryota, Metazoa, Chordata, Ceratodontiformes, Protopteridae. Bases 18 to 1040 code for a protein of 340 amino acids. The transcript is spliced from 7 exons. The record is from RefSeq and is a predicted model, not a curated record.
GUAACUUCAUCAUAGAAAUGAAUGCUUUUGUAAAACAAAGGCAGCAAGAGAUUUCCCGUCAGCUGAUUCCAACAGUACAAGCCUGCAUGAAACCAGCUUAUGCAGCUUGUGCAGAGAUAAAAGGUCAAUGCUGUUUACGGAGAAUAACACAACGUAUGUGUAAAUUCAUUCACAGUACAAAAGAGCGGAUGUUUAGCUUAGUUGAAGACAGGCUAAAAAAAGAAUUAAAACUUCUCCAGAAUGAGAUACAUAAUCGCCUUGAGUUAAAGAUGAAGGAUCUGCACAAAUCACUGACUGUUCAGUUUGAGCCUCUGUUGAAGUUUCUGAAGAAAAACAAUGUGACUAUUCAUGAACUGGCACAUAUUUACAGACAAGUUAGUGAAAUAUGUCAAAAUUCUAAUAUUGAAUUCAAACUUAAUGAUCUAAAUGAAGAAGAUGAGGAAUGUUUACCUUCUACAUCAGAGACUGAAAAAAGUAACACUUGCACACAAGAACUACAUUUUUCUGAUGGAGUGUCUGGCACAGAUAAUGUGGAUGGUAAUCUCUUUACGAAGAUCUACCACAUCAAUGCACCUUGUACAAAAGAACUACAUUUUUAUGAUGGAAGCUGUGGCAUGGAUAAUGAGGAUGGUAAUACCUUUACGAAGAUCUACCACAUCCAUACACAGACAUGCCAUAAAGAAAAAAACAUUGUUGCAGCCACACCAAAUUUGGAGUCAUCAGUCUCUUCCAUUCCUUGCAAAAACAAGUACUCAAAAUCUGUUGGUGUAACAAUAUAUCUGUCUGGCCAUAAGAGAGGACCAGAUUCCUUGCAAACUCCAGCAGUCCCCAGUAAAAUCAAAAUAACUUUACAUGGCCAACAACCAACUGAUCGGGAAACACAUAUAACCAUCUGCAGCUCAGAAGAUGAAGAAGAAGCUAAUUCCAGUGGAGGUCAGACCAGUAGUCAGACUGACAUGCAUCCAACUUCAGCAGCAGAAACGCCACCACAGAACAAGCCUGGAAGCAGUGACAUUCAGAAAACUAAAUCCAAACAAUGAUAAUAAGCAAUGAAAUGCAGAGCACGAAGUAUGAAGUAUUGUUUUCCUGCCAUUUAUGUACUAUUGUGUGAAAAUUAUAUUUUGCUAUUUAUUUGUCUCCAUGACAAAUACAGUUAUCAGUACAUCUACCUGAAAACCUUGUCAUUUUAAACGGUGCACCAGAAUAUCUACAACAGGACUUCAGACCUUAAUAAUAUAAUUUGAAGUGAAAGUACAACUUCUGGUUUCUGUACUCUUUGUAUAGUUAAACAGUGCAGAAUUUUUGUCAUUUGGACUUGAAUUCACUUGUUUGUUUUUAGUGCAGGUCUGUGCAGUAGAUUAGGUUUUAUGUUGGAUGUCACUCACAGAAUUUAGUGUUAGUGUGUAUAACUUUCUAUUACAUGAAAGUUAAUGUUGUUGUUGGAGACAGAUUAAAUAUGCUAUGAUGGAGAAUUUUCACUUGGCUGUUAAAAGUACAGUUAAUGGUCAACCUCACUAAACAUAGAAUUUGACAUUUGUUACAUUACUUUGGAGUUCUGAGUUGUAGAUUAUGAUUUAUGCUCUCCUGACAAAGUAAAUUAUAUAUAACCAUAAACCCAAUUGUUCGCAUUAUCAUGCUAUUAUUAACAUUUAAAUGAACAUUUUGGAAUUUCAGAUUUCUGAAAUGUGAGCUAUGGUUUGAAUAGUAAAACAAUUGUGAUUUUCAAGUGUUUAAUAUUUAGCUGCAAGAGUUCUAGUAUUCUUAGUGAGGAUAUUUACAGUUGUGAGGGAUAUCUUAUUUCUUGAGGUUCCUGCUGAUGACUGUAACUUGACAGUUGUAUCCAUAUUUUUGUAGUUUGGCAGCUGUAAUUCCCCAAACUCUACUCUAAAUGACAUAAGUAAUUCUUAUGUUUUGCAGUGAAAUUGUAGUGCAUGGGGUACCAUGAUUACUCUCCAAAACUGGGAAAAAGAUAAACUUGUUAGGUAUGUCCCUAGUGAGAGACCUGACCUUAAGAGCUGUGGACUAAUAAUAGACAAUGCUGGAUAGCCAGCAAAGAAUGGUGACAGAAGGUAAACAGCUUUUAAAAGCUGUUAUAUGUUCACUCUGCUAACAAUUAUAAACAGAAAGUGUGACAGAAGAGACUGUGUAAGAGUUUUUAAAGCCUUUAGUUCUACAUAAGGGCAAUGCCUGCUUUCUCUUUGACAGAGUGAAGUGUAAUAUCAGCUUUCAAAGGAUUUUAAAGCUGGUAAAAUACUUUGAACUCCUACACUUUUUAUGUAGCUGUUAGUACCACACUACAAAAAUGUAUGAUUAGUCACAAGUUAUAACACUUUGCUAUAUGUUCUUUCUUGACAUGGCUGUCAAGAUUCACCUCUCAAGCUUUGUUCUUGGGGUGACUUUCUUGGUAUUCAUGUUUCAAUCACAUAAUAUAGAGAAUAAUGACUGGGUUGCCAAUCAUAACUGGUACAUUAUGUCUUUGAGACAUGGAUCCCAAGAAAUUUGCCUCAAGAGUGAAGCUUGAGAGAUGAAUCUUAGCAUCCAUGUUGGGAAUAUAUAAUUCAAGGUUAUGAUCAGAGACCUGAUCAUACUUCUUUGUAGUGCAUGGAGCUUUAUCUGCUCCAUGUACUACUAGUUAUAGGGGGAGAAAAUGCUGAGUUUUUUGCCGGCUUUCAAAGCCACAGAACACUUAGCCAUCACUGUCAGGCAGUAUAACACAGUCCAUUAUGUUUAUGCUCACCUUUCAAGUAUCUAGAUUUUCACAAAAUGUCCAGAUUAUUGUUUCAUACUUUUUGUCUGUUUCUUAUAAAUUCUGUGGUUUUCAGACAAACAACUGUGGAUCAAAGUCACUAAAUAAUGGCAUACAUUUGAGUGCCAGAGUUGGAACCCUUCAGAAAAUGCAGGUGAACAUACCCUGUUAUUCUAGCUAAGUUCUAAGAUCAGUAGAGGAGGGGGCACUUUAUUUUAAGAGACAGCAGGCAGAAACAAAUCUCUGUUCUGCCUCUGUCACUUGCUGGUCAAUACUGGCAGAUUUUAUUGCCUAGCACUAGACCUGACCUUAACAACUUAAGCAGGAUGUGUUUAACAAAUGAUAAGAUACAGUCCUGCACUAUUCUGAAACUUAACUGGUUUGUCCUUUUUUGAAUAUUGGAGCAUAGUCACCACACUCCACGUACUAAAGGCUGGUUAUGAUCACAGACCUGGUCAUAAUCCUCUGUUUAGUGCAAGAAAAUCAAAUCAUGUUUUUUUUUUCUUACAUUGUAAAUCAUUAGUGUUUUGAUUUAAGUAAAUUUACUUUGUUACAUUGUCACUUGCAGUAGAAUAAACAAUUUACAAACAUUUGAAAGGGUGCUUCUGAGCAGGAUGUAGUCAUCAAAAGUUGUCAUAAGCUUUUCUGUAGGUUCCAUUUUAUGUAAUCAUUUGUAUAAAAAGGUCACACAGAUAACCGACUGGUUAAAAAACACAACAAGAAAAAUCUAACAAAGCUAGACUUCUAAAUGUGUGAUUCAAGAGGUUUAAGGUAUUACACAGAAGUCUAACUUUGCUAGAUUUCUCUUUUUGUAUAUAAUCAUUUUUGGGAAUUUGAGCUAUUGUUUCUAUCACUUGUCUCUGCAGUCCUUACGUUUGGUUUACAGGUUGUGCCUUUAGCUAGUCAGGUGGUUUCACUCUCUUCUAGGCAGUUGAUAAAACUCCCUCCUCCAGUCAGUUGCUGGCUAGAAGGGGGUGUCAUUCAUGAGUUCUGGAGCUGAGCUUGACAGCCAGGCUGAAGGUGGGACUUUAAAGUUAGACUUUCAAGCUAAGAGCAUAGAUAAAUGCUUAAGGUGGUCUUUUGUGAAUAAAAUGAAAUUAAAUUUGAAAGAUGGAAUAAUGGAGUAUUUAGAUAAUAUGCAUGACUUUAGAAGGGUUAGGUUAAGCAACUAUUUUUGAUA